ACUGAUGAUGUCACCGUGGCUUCCGGUCCCUGGCUCUAUGCUCAGGCCCGAGCUAGGUCGGAGUUGGAGUUUUUCUUGGCAGACCCUGUGCUCGAUCCUGAGCGACGGAGGGUGGACUCGGUCAGAGCUGGGCUCGGGUCCCGCACCUCCUGCGCUGCCACCCCAUGCCUGACGGGUGUGAGAGCUGGACCUGGCCGAAGCAUGAUCCGCCGGGACCCCAACCCAUCGCCUGGAAGAGCCCACUCUCCCUGGAAGAAAGACCAUCCUUGAAGAGGAUGACUGAGACGUUAUGGGCCACGCACUGUGUGUCUGCUCCCGGGGAACUGUCAUCAUUGACAAUAAGCGUUACCUCUUCAUCCAGAAACUGGGGGAGGGGAGAUGACCAUGGUCCUUCACUGACCCCUUUGGCCUACAGUGGGUUCAGCUAUGUGGACCUGGUGGAGGGCUUACAUGAUGGACACUUCUACGCCCUGAAGCGAAUCCUGUGUCAUGAGCAGCAGGACCAGGAAGAGGCCCAACGAGAGGCGGACAUGCACCGCCUCUUUCAGCAUCCAAACAUCCUUCGCCUCAUGGCUUACUCUCUGAAGGAGCGAGGUGCUAAGCAUGAAGCCUGGCUACUGCUGCCCUUCUUCAAGAGAGGUACACUGUGGAAUGAGAUAGAAAGGCUGAAGGACCAAGGCAACUUCCUGACUGAAGACCAGAUCCUUCCGUUGUUGCUGGGUAUCUGCAGAGGCCUUGAGGCCAUUCAUGCCAAAGGUUAUGCACACAGGGACCUGAAGCCCACCAAUAUUUUGCUUGGUGAUGAGGGGCAGCCAGUUUUAAUGGACUUGGGUUCUAUGAGUCAAGCAUGCAUUCAAGUGGAGGGCUCUCGUCAGGCCCUGGCUCUACAGGACUGGGCAGCCCAGCGGUGCACCAUCUCCUACCGAGCACCUGAACUUUUUUCUGUGCAAAGCCACUGUGUCAUCGAUGAGCGGACUGAUGUCUGGUCCCUAGGCUGUGUGCUUUAUGCCAUGAUGUUUGGGGAAGGCCCUUACGAUAUGGUGUUCCAGAAGGGUGACAGUGUGGCCCUUGCUGUGCAGAAUGAACUUAGCAUCCCACAAAGCCCCAGGCACUCUUCAGCACUGCGACAGCUGUUGGCUUCCAUGAUGACUGUGGACCCCCAGCGGCGUCCUCAUGUCCCUGUCCUCCUCAGUCAGUUGGAGGCAUUGCAGCCUCCAGCUCCUGGCCAGCACACCACCCAUAUCUGACCAAAUCUCGGUGAGCGUGUUGGGAGGACGACCUUGAAGCAGCUUUCAGCAGCUUUGGAACUCCUUCCGUUCUACCUAGGGUGGCUCUCACGGCUAGGGCCAAGGAUGGGGGUCCUUGAGUAUUCUGCUCUCUUACCAAUACUUGGGCAAGGAGCCUGCCUAGGGGAAGUUGGGGGAAAAUGAAGCAAAAUGUGCCUCAAAGCUGGGCUGCUGGGCACACAUCAUGUUCUGCUUCCGGAUCUGGGAGCAGGAGGAGAAUAUAUAAAAGAAUAAAGUGAAAGCAGACCGUG
This is a messenger RNA of Apodemus sylvaticus (European woodmouse), 1537 nucleotides long. RefSeq names its product serine/threonine kinase 16 (gene Stk16). The record is from RefSeq and is a predicted model, not a curated record. NCBI's taxonomy places the organism in Eukaryota, Metazoa, Chordata, Mammalia, Rodentia, Muridae. The transcript is spliced from 8 exons. Gene Ontology annotation, biological process: protein phosphorylation. Gene Ontology annotation, cellular component: Golgi apparatus; cytoplasm. Gene Ontology annotation, molecular function: protein serine/threonine kinase activity; ATP binding. Bases 165 to 1247 code for a protein of 360 amino acids.